Hyposmocoma kahamanoa is the source of this 1220-nucleotide messenger RNA. Its product is annotated as protein THEM6-like. The transcript is spliced from 5 exons. Bases 96 to 806 code for a protein of 236 amino acids. Lineage: Eukaryota; Metazoa; Arthropoda; Insecta; Lepidoptera; Cosmopterigidae. The record is from RefSeq and is a predicted model, not a curated record.
GUGUUUUAGUAGUUAUAAUUGUAUUUUAUAAAAUGUGUCUUUGUUUUUUCUUUACGAAAACUACCGGUGUUUAAGGCUUCAAAACGGAGGGGGCAAUGUGGACAGUAUGCGUCCCCGCAUGGGGUGCAUGUAUGGCUGCAGGGGCGCUAAUUCUGUACAGCUCGCUCGACGUAGCUUACUUCGCAAGGAUGAUGUAUACUGUGGCAAAGGCCAGGUACUUUAAAAAGAAAGCUUGCAUUUUGGAUACCACAGAGGUAAACUCCUGGUGCCUUCUAAACGACAUAGACACGCUACUCUAUCACAUGAACAACGCGCGAUACCUCCGCGAGCUGGAUUUUGCUCGAGCUGAUUUUUACGAACGCACAGGUCUAUACGCUAAUAUCAAAACUGCAGGAGGGUCCGUCGUGCAAGCUGCGUCUACUAUACGGUACAGGCGGUAUUUGAAACCGUUUACUAGGUUCAUUAUUACUUCUAAGGCAAUCUACUGGGACGACAAAACAGUGUUCAUGGAGCACGAAUUCGUCGGUCCAGGGGGAUUUGUGCAUGCAGUAGCGGUUUGCCGUCAACGUGUAAUUGACACGUCGGCUGCUAAUAUAGCUGAGCUAUUGGUGCAAUUGCACUGCUCGGGGCAGUGCCGAUCUAUGCCUAGCAAGAUGCCACAUGAGCUGGAACUGUGGGUGCAGAGCAAUGAGCUUAGUUCAGCCAAGCUGCGCGCGACCGCCAACCAAAUCAUCCCCAACUACGGUCAACCAAUCGGCUGCGGUCCCUGCGGGGAAGUGGUGCCGCCAUCGCCUUCGGACAUUUAAAAUUCACUUUUUCAAUAUACACUAACGGCGCGUGUACACGCUAAGAAAAGUCGCCGGGUCUAUGCAAGAAUUCGUGUCGUUUCUACACACGAACUGUGUACACAGCCUCGGCGCCGGACAAGAAAAAAUUCUUGUCUAACCCCGACGCGACGCGCUCUGCCGCUAUUGCAUAGGGCGCAGUGUCAGUAAACGACCGUUUAUGCGCGUGGACUGAUUUUGCCCACUGUUGUUGGUAAACCUUUUUGCUGACACACCUUCUAUGUAGGUCUUUGAUUUGAACGUUUGUUAAAACGUUGAAAUUUUCAUACGAAAAUAUUUGAUAAACUUUUCCACAUGUAGUCGCAGUGUAAAAUAGAGGGUACCAAAUUCAUCUUUUUGUUGCAAAAUUGGGUGAGUCCAAUAAAUUCUCUUGUA